Solanum pennellii is the source of this 1874-nucleotide messenger RNA. RefSeq lists its product as uncharacterized. Lineage: Eukaryota; Viridiplantae; Streptophyta; Magnoliopsida; Solanales; Solanaceae. The transcript has 2 exons. The record is from RefSeq and is a predicted model, not a curated record. Gene Ontology annotation, cellular component: membrane. The coding region runs from base 615 to 1565 and encodes 316 amino acids.
UCCCACUGUUUCUUCUCCUUUUUGUCUCUUGGCAUUCACUUUACUACUACUCCUCUCUCUCUCCUCUUCUCACACCACUUCUUCAUCUUCAACAGAAUCUCCAUUUUCCUUUCUCUUUUAUGCUCUUUCAUACCUAACUCAUUCAUCCUCUUCUUGUUUUUUUUCUAAAUACCAACUUUUUCAAACAAUGCCAACUUUGAUUUGAAGUAAUUCCUCAUAUUUUUUUGUAAACCCCAUUUUUUGUACAAUGCCAACUUGUGCUGUCUGAGCUAUAUUCUUCUCUGGUAUCAACUGAAGUGUUUGACGUCAAUUUCAAUCCUGUAUCAGAUUCUUCAAUGAAUUUAAAGUACAUAAAGUGUGAACCUCAAGUUUGUUUGAGAUAAUAAAGUGCUAGAGUUUUCGUUUUUUCGUUUUCUGGGUUCAUUUUGGAUCUGAGAACUCUAUCAGUGUAUAAAUUGUGACGAUUUUUGGGGAUUGUAAGGUUUAGUUGGUUAGUUUUGGUGCUUGGAAGCAAGCAUAGUCAAUAUUGUUGUGGAGAAUAAGAAGGUGUUGUUUGCGGAUUGACAUUGUUGUGACUUGUGGAUCUGCAGUGUGAGUUAACAAAGUUGUGAAGCAUGAUGAGACUUCUUGGAAGUCUCACGAUGCUUCACCUUAUAAUGUGGCUGUUUUGGUUGCCGCGAUUAGGUAGCUCUCAGUUAACUGAGAUUUCUACGGGGGCUGCGCGAGCACUAGAUGCACUCCUCCAGGAUUAUGCUUAUCGUGCAUUUGAUAGCCCGAGAAUUAGAACAGGUGUUAUCUAUGAUGGAAAUGUCCCCUCCAAUUUGACAGGGAUUAAGGUGUCUGGAUUGAGGCUUAGGAGUGGGAGCUUAAGGAAUCGAGGAUUUGCAAUGUAUAAAGAGUUCGAUAUACCUGUUGGUGUUGUUGAACAGCCUUUUGUUGAGAGGCUUGUUCUGGUCUACCAAAAUUUAGGCAAUUUUUCUUCAACCUAUUACAACUUAUCUGGCUACAUGUACUUAGCUCCUGUAUUGGGUCUUCUUGCUUAUGAUGCAUCAAACUUGGCCGCAACUAACUUGCCUGAGUUGGAUAUCAACGCAUCCGGUCAGCCCAUUUCUAUAAGAUUUUCAGAUGUCAAGCCAUUGCCUAUCGGAUCAUCUCCAAAGUGCGUUUCAAUUGACUUACAAGGGUCUCUGAAUUUCAGCAAUGUUUUGUCGGAUAACACAUGCACAACCUUUCAACAAGGACAUUUCUCUAUUGUGACCGAGUCAAUUGCUCCUGCUCCAUCUCCUCCAACAGAGUCGCCCACAAUUCAUCAUAACGGAAAGAAGAACAAGUCGAAAGUGUGGAUAAUUGUUGGUUCGAUAGUAGGAGGACUAUUAUUGAUGUUUCUUUUAGGUCUUUUGAUAGUGUGUGCAAGCAAGUACAAACAGAAGAAGAAAAUGCAACAAAUGGAGAGGGCUACAGAGGUUGGAGAAUCAUUACAAAUGACGAAAGUCGGAAGCACAAAAGCACCGGCUGCUACGGUAACACGAACACAACCUACACUAGAAACUGAGUACAGACCCUAAUUUUUCCAAUCUGCACAAGCUCUGGUUCACAUUCUUGUUUUGUUGAUGUUAUAUAUUCUUCCAACCACACUGCUUUUUCUUGGUGUUGCUUUAUUCAAUUAUUUAGUAGAGGUUUAUGAUAGCAAUGUGAAUAGUAACAUGGUUAUUGUAUAAACACAAUAAUCUUUUAGCUUUCACAUUAGCCAUUCAUAUUUGUGGUGCUUUGUUAUGGGUGUGCAUUUAUUCUUUUAGCAUUUGUUAGAGUUCAUUGUGAUCAAAGUUUGUACAAUUCAUUGACAAGAAAUAAAAUAUUUUGAUAGUUUUUUUUUC